GAACAGCGCGGCACGGCGAAAGAGAACGGCAUGGCUUCGUCGGCGGCGUUAAUAACGGUGCAUCCAACUUCUCCGAUGGCAUUGUUUAAAAGUGGCUUCCAUCAUUUACAUGGUCCUGUAUUGAUACAUAUGAGAAAGAACUCAGUUCCUCCAAUAUGUUCUGUAAAAUUACCAACAAUGGGACAAUUCGACGAGCCUUCUAAGUUCAAGAUGCAGUUAUGUUAUGCUAAGCAGAAAUUAUGGCACUUAUUUCCUGAUUCAUUGAAAAACUUUCAAUGGGAGAAAGCUGAGAGUGUUGCAGUGAAGCAGCUGUUGGAUUUUGGGAAGGAGGUAUUGAAGUGGUUACUAACUGCAUUAUUUAUUGGUGGUUCUGUAUUUGACACCAUAUACUCUAUCUCCACAAACAAAGAGCUACUGGUACCAUGUGGUCUAUUUGCUGGAUGCAUAAUGGCUGACUUCUUGAAGGAGGUGUCACAAGAACUGUUAUCCAACUCUAAGGAAGAAGGCUUGACUCUACAGCUUCUGGGAAUAGGUUCCUUCUUUGCCCUUCUGAAGAUUAUAUCUAUAUUUUUUACACCAGGAGUAAAGGUAUUUGUGUUGCAUUUGGUAAAUGGUGGGCUGAUGCAAAUUCUCUGGAAUUUAAGAAUUUUAACAAGAAAAGAGAAAGGCAUUAAAGAGAAUUCAUUGCAGGAAGAAGCUUCUGUUCAAGGACAGGAAAAUUAGGCACCUGAUGUGAUCUUUGUUAACGAUGAUUUUGGACAAUGCGGGUUAGAUUUUUUGCAAAAUGAGAAGUGAGAAUGUUGGAAAGCAAGAUUUGAGCACAUGGUUAAGUAUGCUGUUAUGGUAUUGCCAUUUCUGGCAUUAAAAAAGUGGUUCAGGGAGUUUUCUGUUCCCUGAAACAUUCCUGAGAGGGAUGUUUCUGAUAAUUGUAUAUUUUGUUGUAUGCUUUCAUGCAAAACAAUAUUGUUAUCACCAUCUUCUGGCCACGAGUAAUGAAAUGGGAUUACAAGCGAUA
Ipomoea nil (Japanese morning glory) is the source of this 1015-nucleotide messenger RNA. RefSeq lists its product as uncharacterized. The coding region runs from base 31 to 723 and encodes 230 amino acids. The record is from RefSeq and is a predicted model, not a curated record. Lineage: Eukaryota; Viridiplantae; Streptophyta; Magnoliopsida; Solanales; Convolvulaceae. The transcript is spliced from 3 exons.